AUGCAUAAUCAAAAGAUUGCAACUAAUAAUGAUGAAUCUAAUUGUGAAGAGAGACAACUUGUAGAUCAGUCUAAGAAUAAUGAAUAGCAAUAAGAAAUUUAACGAGUUAGUGAUUCUAUCUUAAAUGCCACAAAUUUGAAUGAAUAUGAUUAUUACAAUUAUCCACCAAAUUUGGAAUAAGCUGAAAUACAUAGACAAGCAUAUUAUCUCUGUCCUGAUCAAUAUGUACUCGAUCAUUAUACAAAGGAGUCUUGCGAAUGCUGCAAGUAAAUAUCGUGUAUUAAUGAUUAGCAAAAAGUUCCAUCGCUCUCCCUUUAAUUGGAUAUUUGGAGAUUUGUAUGAAGCAACUGUUGAUGAAUAUGGAUUAGCAGCUCCCCUUUACUUUACUAUAAUUAAAUUCUAACUCUUAGUAUUCAUAAUAGUGUUUUGCAUCUAUGGAAUAUUUUUCAUUAGUGAGGUUCAUCGAAUUUGUAAUUCAAAUCCACAAUUAAAUUGUGAUGUUGACAAUAAUGAUUUGUGUAGAACUUGUGAAUUCUAGUAUUCGUAUGGCUUUAUUGACAUUGUGACAAUUUAGGAAUAUUUGCAUUAGGAGAAAGGUUCGCACUACCAAUGGUUUUAAGUAUCAGCAUUUUUAAUAUUUCUAAUAAAUUUGCAUUUGCCAUUCUUUUAUGAUCUUCUCAUCACUUAUAUGUAAGGAAUUCAAAUAAUACCUAAGAUAAUUUAAGUAUUGGAAUCGAGAUCCUUACAACAAACAGAAUGAAACUAUUAGUUCCAUCUACAUUAGAGGAAUGAGUUCANGCUAUUUAUCAUUAACCCAAUUUCCUUAAUAUUUUGGACCUUCAAUAUGCUAAUAUAUUCCGUAACCAUUAGCCAUAUCAUCUUACCAUUCCCCUUCAUAAACAUCACCAUUUGCAUGA
This is a messenger RNA of Paramecium octaurelia, 917 nucleotides long. The record is from the annotation of a GenBank genome assembly. Lineage: Eukaryota; Ciliophora; Oligohymenophorea; Peniculida; Parameciidae.